This is a messenger RNA of Diplodia corticola, 1674 nucleotides long. RefSeq names its product serine arginine repetitive matrix protein 1 protein. Bases 1 to 1674 code for a protein of 557 amino acids. The transcript has 3 exons. Lineage: Eukaryota; Fungi; Ascomycota; Dothideomycetes; Botryosphaeriales; Botryosphaeriaceae. The record is from RefSeq and is a predicted model, not a curated record.
AUGUGCCCUCGUCCAGCAGAGCUCCGCGCCCUCGAAGCCGAUCGCCCGUAUACCGGCGUAGGUCUCGCAGCCCUCGUGGAGGAUACAUCAGGCCCGAGAGUGAUACGUGGAGGGCUCGUCCCAGGUCGCCGCCGCCUCGCCGAGACUACUCCCCCAGGCGUGACUAUUCGCCCAGACGCGACUAUUCUCCGCGUCGCGACUUCUCGCCCCGGCGCAGGGACUUUUCUCCCCGGCGCGAUUAUUCACCGAGGCGGAACUACUCCCCUCGCCGGGAGGAUUACAGAAGGGACACUCGUGCGCGGUCUCCGGUUCGUGAUUAUGCAGACACCGGCUACGACAGGCCUUCACCACGACCAUCGCGGUCGUUCGCCUCUACCUGCGCCCAAAAGGGAGAGGCUGGCGUCGCCGCCGCCGAGGGCUGCUCGUUACGAAGAACCCAGGCCAAGAGCCUACAGCCCUCCACGUCGCACGUACUCGCCGCCGCGCGACCGGAGCUACCGCCCACGUUCGCGGUCGCCUCCCCGCCGUGAAGAGCAAGUCGAGCCUUAUGGUGCUGAUUCUUGGAGGCGCCGUUCGCCCUCACCACCGAGACCUGCAGCGUAUGACGCUGGCGUGAAAUCGGGUCGCGAAUCCGUGGCUUCCUCGCGUCGCUCUUCUCCUCCAGUCCAUCCCAGCAGGCUUGGGCUAUUGCCUGAGGAGCGUCCUCCUGCUGAGCACUUCUCUCCACGCCCACGCUCGCCGUUCCGCCCACGCUCAAUUGAACGCGAACGUUCCCCUCCACCACCCCGUCGUGAUCCACCGGUACCCAUCCGCGAGCGCGAGCCGUUCCCCAAUGGCAGCCCUGCUCCUCUUGCCCCUGCUCCUCCAACUGGUCCGCGUAACGGAGACCCCUCUUUUGCACGCGCUCCUCCCACAGGGCCCGCGUCAACUACGCCACGCAAUUUCGCAUACCCUGCCAUGUCACCACCCUCGGGCCCGGCAUCUAACGUCCCCAUAUCUGCUCAUGCUCGUCCCGGCAACCCCAUCCUCUCGGCACCAUCUCGUCCACGUGGCGGCGGUAGAGGUGGCUUCGGCGGUGGCCCUCCAAGAGAUUUCCAGCCUUACGAGAACACAGGCCCCAGCCCACCUUUGGGGCCUCGUCGCGGUUCUGCCAACUGGGGCCCUCGUGGUGGAGCCUUCGGCGGUCCUCCAUCCGGUCCGCGUGGUGCCGCACCCCCCUUCCGCGGCUCGUUGAACAGCACGUCCACCACGUACCCCCGCACCCAGCGUUUCAACAACCCCACGCCCCCCACCGGUCCUGCUGCCGCUGCCCCGGCCAUCGGCGGCCCUGUGAUCCCGACCGGUCCCGCCAUCCCCACGGGCCCGGCCGGCACGGCGAGCCUCAACACGACCAACAGCGCCGUCGCCGCCCAUCUGUCGGACUUGCCGGCGAUCGUGCCCGGCGGCAUCCGUCAGAAGGACCUUUACGACGGCGGCCGUCUGCAGAAGCUGGAAGACGAGGCGCGCAAGCUGCGCGAGCAGAUUGCGGAAAAGGAGGCGCUGGGACGGAGGGGCAAGAGGGAAUGGGAGCGGCUGGAGAGGGAGGGGGAGACUUUCGUCCUGAGGGCGGAUCUGGCGGACGAGCAUCUCAGGAGCUUGAAUGGAGAGGGAGAGCUGGGCGGCGCUGCGUUCUAG